AUGCUACCCACGGACGACGUCGCUCGCUACCAGAAAUCACCACCCAGGCAGAGCCCUUCGCAUGUACAAAUGAAGCUGCCACCCUCACCGACACGGCCAGGCUCAUCGCCAUCCGCGCAUGCUACAGGAUAUCCCAUGAGCCAGAAACGUCAGGCUACAGAAGCCCCGGAAGGCGACAUGCCUGCAGGCAAGAGGCAAAACACCAUGCAAAAUACGAUGUCACCUCCCGCCGCACCGUUCGCUCCCAUCGGCCAACACGAUCCUCUCAACCCAGGGCCAUACAAUCGUAUGAGACCAGUUGCACCAGCCAAUGGGAUUGCGGCAUCUGUCAACCGGAUGACCCCCGACGACAUCGCCCGAGACCGUCACCUCCAGCAGGCCAAGCUCGCAGAGCAGCGCGUUCGGGCGCAACAAGCUCACGACGCCGAGAAAGCCCGCGAGCGAGAGAUCUAUAUUGCCGCCACCGCCGCAGCUCUCAAGCGCGAGCAAGAUAACGCGCGAAGGGAGUUUCUGCGCAAAGAUCCCAGCGCGAACUACCGCCACAUCCUAGAGGUAUAUGCAUUGUCGCCGCUAGACCCCAAGAAAGAUGAGUACCUAAACCGGUACCUAACCGGCUUGCUCGCAAACCGCGUUAUGCCCAUGGACCUCGACUGCGACCUCGCGCUCGCGAUCGUGUACGCGAAGGAUCACUGGGACUACUUUGGACAGUGGCCCAAGGAUACCGAGCGCUUUGCUGGCUAUGAAAGGGAGAGGAAAGAGAAAGCGGCCAAGGACCGGGCUUAG
Molecule: messenger RNA, 783 nt
Organism: Alternaria novae-zelandiae
Lineage: Eukaryota; Fungi; Ascomycota; Dothideomycetes; Pleosporales; Pleosporaceae
Exons: 1
Coding region: 1-783 (260 amino acids)
Source: RefSeq, a predicted model, not a curated record